AAUGACAAAUAAAAAAAGUAGGGAUGAGCGCCAUGUCUGAUUUAAGCGUAGUGUAAUAGAGAACGGGACAUUUUAACGUUUUAGCUCCAGGGUCGGGGAUCGCGUUCGGUCUCGGUAUCGAGGAUGUCCGAGGGCGCAGGUGUUCAGCAGGGCUCCCCGGCCAUCGGUGCGGCGGGAUCGGCUCCUGCGGCUCCGGGAGCCGGGGGAACGGAGGGUUCGGGCGCCACGGUAGGAUCGGCACGAAUCGCGGCGAAGAAGGCGCAGCUCCGCUCCUCCCCGCGCCCUAAGAAACUGGAGAAGCUCGGAGUGUAUUCCUCUUGCAAGGCUGAGGGGGCCUGUAAGUGUAACGGCUGGAAGAGCCAGAACCCCCCUCCCACGCCUCCCCGUACGGACCAGCAGCCCAACACUGUCAACCUGCAGGAGCCCUGCCGCAGUUGUUCCCACACACUGGGUGACCAUGUAACCCACCUAGAGAACGUCUCAGAGGAGGAGAUGAACAGGCUUCUGGGUAUAGUCCUAGAUGUGGAGUACCUGUACACAUGUGUUCACAAAGAAGAGGAUGCUGACACCAAACAAGUCUACUUCUCCCUAUUCAAGCUGUUGAGGAAAUGCAUCCUACAGAUGGGCAAACCUGUGGUGGAGGCGCAGGAAAGUCCUCCCUUUGAGAAACCCAGCAUCGAACAGGGGGUGAAUAACUUUGUCCAGUACAAGUUCAGCCAUCUUCCCUCCAAGGAGCGUCAGACCAUUGUGGAGCUGGCCAAGAUGUUCCUCAACCAGAUCAACUACUGGCAGCUGGAGACGCCCUCACAGAGACGACAGCGGGCGCCUGCUGAUGAUGCUGCCGGGUACAAAGUCAACUACACCAGAUGGCUGUGCUACUGCAAUGUCCCCCAGUUCUGUGACAGUCUACCGCGGUACGAAAUGACCCAGAUCUUCGGUCGGACCCUGCUGGGCUCAGUCUUCACUGUGAUGAGGAAACAGCUGCUAGAGCAGGCCAGGCAGGAGAAGGAUACGUUACCCCCGGAGAAACGCACUCUCAUCCUUACACACUUUCCCAAAUUCCUGUCCAUGUUGGAGGAGGAAGUGUACAGUCACAGCUCUCCCAUCUGGAGCGAAGACUUCCUGGUUGGAUCCACAGGAGGACAGAUCCCCAUCCAUACAGUGAUCAGUGCGCCCCCGGUGGCCAGGCCUCUGUACUACAGCACCAGCCCAGUAUCAGUGGACCCAUAUAGCUGUGGCAGUGUCAGUCCUGCCAGGAAGACAGCCUCUGCUCUGGAACCCAGCCCAGGUGGGCAGAAGAGGAAGCCAUCGGAGCCCAUCCUCCAUGAUGAAACUAAGAAGCUCAGGAUCAUCGGCGACAUCCCCAUGGAACUCAUCAACGAAGUCAUGGCAACCAUUACUGACCCGACCUCCAUGCUGGGACCAGAGACCAGCCUGCUGUCGGCCCACUCAGCCCGUGAUGAGGCGGCACGCCUGGAGGAGAGGAGGGGGGUGAUAGAGUUCCACGUCAUCGGGAACUCCCUCAACCAGAAGCCCAACAAAAGGAUCCUGAUGUGGUUGGUGGGCCUCCAGAACGUCUUCUCCCACCAGCUGCCUCGCAUGCCCAAAGAGUACAUCACACGCCUCGUCUUCGACCCGAAGCACAAGACGCUGUCGCUGAUCAAAGAUGGCCGUGUGAUCGGAGGAAUCUGUUUUCGGAUGUUUCCCUCACAGGGUUUCACAGAGAUCGUGUUCUGUGCCGUCACCUCCAACGAGCAGGUCAAGGGGUAUGGCACUCACCUGAUGAACCACCUGAAAGAAUAUCACAUCAAGCACGACAUCCUUAACUUCCUCACCUACGCAGACGAGUACGCCAUUGGCUACUUCAAAAAGCAGGGCUUCUCUAAAGACAUCAAGGUUCCCAAGGCCAAGUAUCUGGGCUACAUCAAAGAUUAUGAGGGAGCGACGCUGAUGGGCUGUGAGCUCAACCCCAGUAUCCCUUACACCGAGUUCUCUGUCAUCAUCAAGAAACAGAAGGAGAUCAUAAAGAAACUGAUAGAAAGGAAGCAGGCUCAGAUCAGAAAGGUCUACCCAGGACUUUCCUGUUUUAAGGAAGGAGUUCGGCAGAUUCCCAUUGAGAGCAUUCCUGGAAUACGAGAAACUGGAUGGAAACCAGUGGGAAAAGGGAAGGAGCUGAAGGAUCCAGAUCAGCUGUACAGCACACUGAAGACCAUCUUACAACAUGUUAAAAGUCACCAGAAUGCCUGGCCGUUCAUGGAACCAGUGAAGAAGACUGAGGCUCCUGGCUACUACCAAGUCAUCCGCUUCCCCAUGGACCUGAAGACGAUGUCUGAGCGUCUGAAGAGCAGGUACUACACCACGCGGAAGCUCUUCAUGGCUGACAUGCAGCGCAUCUUCACCAACUGUCGAGAGUACAACCCUCCAGAGAGCCAGUACUACAAGUGUGCCAACCUGCUAGAGAAGGUCUUCUACACUAAGACCAAGGAGGCGGGCCUCAUUGAGAAGUGAAGGGAUGGGAGGGGCUUAAAGGGAGAGUGUGGUUUAGUUCUAAUGAUUUUCAAAAGGUUUUUAUUGUCUUAGUCUUUAUUUUUCUACUCUUGUCAACUAGAAAAACAGUAGGACCAGUAGGAUAUGGUGUAGGGAGGAGGGUUUUAGGUUAAUUGGAAUACUCAAUGUCUGCUGUACUAUCACUCUCUUCUCUCUAUCCUUGUCAUACUGCCCCCUAUGUCUUUUACUGUGUUUUAUCAGUCUCUGCUUCUCCUUGCUCCACCUUGUCUUUGUUGACUCAGGAAAAUAGAUGUCAUGUAGAAACUCCACCUGUACAGCUAACCUAACCCUACAUCUAUUCAGAGUCCUACUACAUGCAGAAACUCCACCUGUACAGCUAACCUAACCCUACAUCUAUUCAGAGUCCUACUACAUGCAGAAACUCCACCUGUACAGCUAACCUAACCCUACAUCUAUUCAGAGUCCUACUACAUGCAGAAACUCCACCUGUACAGCUAACCUAACCCUACAUCUAUUCAGAGUCCUACUACAUGCAGAAACUCCAUCUGUACAGCUAACCUAACCCUACAUCUAUUCAGAGUCCUACUACAUGCAGAAACUCCACCUGUACAGCUAACCUAACCCUACAUCUAUUCAGAGUCCUACUACAUGCAGAAACUCCAUCUGUACAGCUAACCUAACCCUACAUCUAUUCAGAGUCCUACUACAUGCAGAAACUCCACCUGUACAGCUAACCUAACCCUACAUCUAUUCAGAGUCCUACUACAUGCAGAAACUCCACCUGUACAGCUAACCUAACCCUACAUCUAUUCAGUCCUACUACAUGUAGACGUCACAUCUGUAAACAACUGGACUGUCUGGGAGAAACAGGAAGGGAUAAUCAGCCAGUCAGUUACUCAGCCAUUCAGUCUGUCGGUCUCCAGAUUGGUGUUACUGGGUCGUAAUGGUGCAGGGUGAAGUUGCCCCGAGAGUCAGUUUUGCAUUUUCCCUACUAAUGGUAACCGUUAUGAUUGUGGGAUAGGAAGCUGAUCCUUGAUCUGUACCUAGAGGAAACCUCUCCUCAGGAGCCGUAGUAAUCAGUCAUUAGUUCUAAUGUGUAUGUGUGUGUUACCUAAAGCGCGUGUGAGUGUACGCAUGACGUCAUGCGAGGUCUGUGUCUCAGAAUGUAUGAGGUCAAAGUUUAUGUAUGUUAUUAGAGUUCAUCCUGCCAAAAAAAGGAAAAUUAUAUUUCAAAUCCACAUGUAUACAUUAAGUAAUUCAAGAGGUUAAACCUCUUGAAUUAUUUAAUGUAUAUUUUCUAUGUACUGUAUAUAAGUUACCCGUCUUGCUUGUCCAUGUAAAAAGUCCCAUAAGGCAAAAGGUGACCAUGGAAAUGCCCUUAUUUAUUUUUCAAGCAACUAUUCAGCACCACAUGGUGAAUAACAACAUUUUUGUUUUCCAUCGAGCCGUUUUGUGUUUUUAGGGAAAUGCACGCUAUGGCUUAUUUAACUAUGUAUAGUUCAUCCUUAUUUAUGUACUAUAAUUUAAAGGAAUAAUGCUUAACAAAAGGUCUUAAUUUAUUUUGCCUAAUUAUUUCUGUCUAGCAAAUGGAGAUUGCUACCUUUGUACUUUGAAGAUAAAAGAAAAGAGAUUGUGCAGUACUAUCUUGUUUUUUCUGUUUUGUAUAAAGAUGUUUGUACUUUUUAAACUAUAGGAUACAUCUGGAUUUUGUGAUAUGUCUGGAAGAGUUAUUACAUGGCCUUUGUACUAUUGCUUUUAAUGCCGUAGUUAUAACUGAUUUUAUAGACUGAUUAAAAUAGAAGUGAAAAUAA
Oncorhynchus gorbuscha (pink salmon) is the source of this 4319-nucleotide messenger RNA. Its product is annotated as histone acetyltransferase KAT2B. Gene Ontology annotation, biological process: positive regulation of transcription by RNA polymerase II; chromatin remodeling. The record is from RefSeq and is a predicted model, not a curated record. Gene Ontology annotation, molecular function: protein binding; histone H3 acetyltransferase activity. Lineage: Eukaryota; Metazoa; Chordata; Actinopteri; Salmoniformes; Salmonidae. Bases 124 to 2508 code for a protein of 794 amino acids. Gene Ontology annotation, cellular component: histone acetyltransferase complex; nucleus. The transcript is spliced from 18 exons.